Molecule: messenger RNA, 780 nt
Organism: Candidula unifasciata
Lineage: Eukaryota; Metazoa; Mollusca; Gastropoda; Stylommatophora; Geomitridae
Source: the annotation of a GenBank genome assembly
CCUCAGAACGAAUAUAUUGAGCUUCAUACAAAGCGCCAUGGAAGGAGGCUUGAUUAUGAGGAAAAGAAGCGAAAGAAGGAGGGCCGUCGACCCCACGAGAUGGCUGAGAAAGCUAAAAAGCUCAGGGGUAUCCGUGCCAAGUUGUACAACAAGAAGAGACAUUCAGAGAAAAUACAGAUGAAAAAGACCAUUAAGAUGCAUGAGGAGAGGAAGACAAAACAGAAAACUGCAGACAAGGAUUCCAAGUACGGAAAUCCUACUUAUUUGUUGGAGCGUGAGAACCAGAUUAGAGCUAAAGUACUUUCAAACACCAUCAAACAGAAAAGGAAAGAAAAAGCGGGUAAAUGGGAUGUUCCAAUUCCAAAAGUCAGAGGAGUCUCAGAUGCUGAAGUAUUCAAAGUUGUCAAGACAGGAAAAACAAAGAGAAAAGCAUGGAAAAGGAUGGUUACAAAAGUUACGUAUGUAGGAGAAAGCUUUACCAGAAAACCAGUGAAAUAUGAGCGAUUUAUCAGGCCUAUGGCUUUGCGCUUCAAGAAAGCAAACGUAACCCACCCAGAAUUGAAAGCAUCUUUCUUUCUGCCGAUACUUGGAGUGAAGAAGAACCCAAGUUCAGCUAUGUACACUAGCUUGGGUGUUAUCACAAAGGGAACUGUCAUUGAGGUCAACAUCAGUGAGUUGGGUUUGGUGACACAUGCAGGAAAAGUGGUUUGGGGUAAAUAUGCACAAGUCACCAACAACCCAGAGAAUGAUGGCUGCAUCAAUGCUGUCUUGCUAGUAUAA